This is a messenger RNA of Lytechinus variegatus (green sea urchin), 3202 nucleotides long. RefSeq names its product nudC domain-containing protein 2-like (gene nudcd2). Gene Ontology annotation, biological process: protein folding. The record is from RefSeq and is a predicted model, not a curated record. The transcript has 5 exons. Bases 34 to 495 code for a protein of 153 amino acids. Lineage: Eukaryota; Metazoa; Echinodermata; Echinoidea; Temnopleuroida; Toxopneustidae. Gene Ontology annotation, cellular component: cytoplasm.
CCCCUUUUUACAGAUCUUUUUUUUUAUUAUGCCAUGGCUAACUUUGAUGAGAAAAGUGGUGUGGUUCCAUGUCUAACUCCUUGGGGUUGUUGGUAUCAGACCAUGGAUGAAGUAAUGGUUGAGAUCAAUGUACCAGACGGAACAACAUCAAAGGCAAUCAAGGCUACCUUUGGAGUCAAUACUUUAACCUGUUCAGUCCCAGGUGUUGAUAUCAAGGGAGAGUUGUAUAGUAGAGUAGUUGCUGAUGAGUGCUUAUGGAGUCUAGAGGACAGGAAACUUGUAAGAUUGGUUCUUAUCAAGUCAAAUCGUCAAGCAGAUAACUGUUGGAAGUCACUUCUCAAAGGGCAGUACGAGGCUGACCCUUUGACUUUUGACCGAAUGGAGAAGAAGCUUACGUUACAGAGGUUUCAAUAUGAGCAACCAGGGUUCGAUUUCAGCAAUGCAGAUAUAACAGGCAAUUAUACAGGAGGGGGGCCCCAGCUACCCGGGAACUAGAUAGCUUCACAAUUAGUCAGUAUGUUGAUCAGUUCCCGUGAGAGUCAUCUGAAGGCAAUUGAGACAUAAAUGAGUCAUCUCUCUACUCUUGUCAAUGGAGCAACACAUCAAUCUAUCUUUGAACUUUAAUACAACGAAGGGAUGUAUUUUAGGACACAAGAUACUGUCAUAGGUAAAUGGUGUGGCUGUGAUAUCAAGAGAACCUAUGGUGAUGGGUAGAAGAUCAUUGCACUGGAUCUAUUCUUGAGUGUAAUUCCCUCUGCAUCAGAGUCAGACUGCCCUCUCUAUUCAUGAAUCUUCAACAUAUAGACUUGUUCUAUUAAAGACAGGUGCUUAAGCGAACAGCAUGGAUGGAUAGUCCCAAGUGAGAUCAUACUCCAUUUUACUGAAGACCAAUUUACUGCAGAUAUGUGACAGGAAACGGGUCUAUCAAUUAAAGGUGGUGUGAAAUUCUGAUGAAAUGGAGAUGAGCCGUCUUUUUUAUCUUUCUUUAGUGACAUUGGAGCACAUCGAUGGAGAAUGGGUCCAUAGCCCUUACAUUAUGCUGGCAUGAUGUGCUGUAUCGAGUGUCAUUUGAUGGGUCACCCCACAUUUUUUUUCCUUCAAUAAUUGCUCCCAUCUUCAUUUCCCUGAAGAAACAGAGUUAGCAUUUAGGUUGUAAUCAGGUUAUGAAUAAUAUACCUGUAUUAGGACUAGUGUGAGGGUUAAGCUUUGUGGUCAUUAUUCAUUUUAGGUCCAAGGGAAUAUUGUGAGAAUAUUAGCAUAGAUAUCAUAACAACUCUAUCAAAGAAAGGCCCCCCAGACUAAAAGUUGAUUAUACCAUCCCAGAUUCCAACUAUUGAUUUUUUUUGUUUCCAUAGAGCCGUAGUUUAUACUUUUUAAAGUGCUCUGCAUGGUGUAUCUUCGCAAUUAUUUUAUUUGCAAAUAAUUUUAAUUGAUAUGCCAUCCUUUGAAUGUAUCACAGUUUAUUUUAUUUUUUGUUUAUUCAUUUUUUUUUGCUAAUUAGAGUGUGACGUAUUUGGAUAGAUAAGUCAUUUUGAGAUUGGACAUGAAUUGUCUCAGUUAUUUAUUCACUAAAAUAAUUAUUAUGGUGCCAUAUUAGUUAUUAAUUUUUUUUAUAGCAAUUCACAAAGUGAUUUGUUGGCUAUUUUCUUUGCUAAUUGUGGAAAUUUACUGAAAUGCUAUGCGAUUAGUGAUUCUCACAGACAAGGUACUUCAUAAAAAUGUUUCCAUGUUAGGUAAGAAUCAAUGUGCCAAAUUGUAAUUUUUAAGAUAUCAUCUUGAAAUAGUUUUGAAACCAUGAAAUGUCUGUUUUAAGUCAUGUGAGAUAUGAUAAUGUAUUCAAAGUUUUAGUUUUUUAUUGUUGUUAAUCCUAAUCCUUUAUGUAUUUCUUGUCAAUAUGAUUGGCCUGUUGCAGAAAUAGUUGUUUAAAAUGUGAAUGAAAAAAAAUCAAGUGCAUAUCCAAAAAUAUGAAAUUAUGAUUCUGAAUAUGAAGUCUCGUUUAAUUUUAGUAGCAUUUGAUUGCAAAUUUUUGUACAACAGGCCUUAUAUCAGGCUCAAUAUAUCCCAAACUGACUGUAUUGUGGCCUGUAGUAGAAAGAUUUGCAAUCAAAUGCAAGACUAAAAAUCAAUCGCAAUUUAAUUUUCAACCAAUCAAAAGCCAUCAUUCGGGACUUAUUUUAGUUUCAUUUUAAACAUAACUUUUUCUACAACAUGCCACUUGAGUAUUGUUUUCAAGCUACACAGUAUCUUUGUGGAUUGGCUUUGAGAAAACCUAAACACUACAAUUAGUUUCAAGUAUCAAUUGACAUACACAUAUUGAUUAGUUCUGUGUUGAUUCCAGGUAUGAAAUACCUAUAAAACAACAUGAAAUACAUUUUAUUGUUCAUUCCAUUUUUCAUUAAAGGAAAAGAAAACCCAAAGGUAACCUGAGGCACAUGGAUAAAAAAAAACUAUGGAUAUGAUUUUGUUCAAGAUUCUCAAGAAAAAAAAUUUUUUGAGAAUUCCUGAUGCGUUUAAUCCAUUAAUUCCAGCGUAUCUUUGGUGUUGGUAAAUGCACCUAAAGUGCAUGUCACUAAUCCAGUUCAUAACUAGAUUAAACGAAUGCAUGUGCCCCAAAACAUUUAUGGUGUGAAGGAUAUUUACAGAAAAUGGGUUUUAAUGAAUAAAUUAACAAAAUUAUUAAUCAGGUGCCCAGUCAAUAUAAAAUAUCUGCAUAUUUUAAAAAUCCUCACUUGGGGAGGGAAUGGGCUGACAAUUUAGGGAUGUAAUCUGUCAUUAGUUUUCAAAUUCCAAUUAUGAAAUCUGUAAAAUUAAGUGCUAAAAGGCCUAUUUGAAAUUAAAAUUGAAACAUAGAGAAAGAUGAACUAGAUGCCCAAUUGAUAUUCUAACAGCUGACAAAAUUGCCAAUUUUGAAUGGCGGAAAACACAAUGACAAAGUACUAUGGAAUGUUAAGAUGAUACUAAUACUAACCCUGUACCACAGCUAUUAAUGUUCUUUAACAUACAACAUAUUUUUGAGCUGUUUUAGAAUGUCUGAACUGGAUUGUGAUGUUGAUUAUGGUAGUACUUUGAAAGAGCCUUUCACUAUACACUUUUUUACUUCAUGAUGGCAUUCAAGAUCAUGCAAACAAUGCAGAUGUGUUGAAGUUUAAUUGUGCAUUUGAAAUAUGUAGAUAUCUAUAUAUUAAAAUGUUUUUAUAGUAUA